UGGACAAACGCAGUCUGCAAAGGCCAUAAAUAUAUGAACGCAAUGCGUGUGAAUGAGUAUAAGGCAUAUGAAUUCGUCACCCCUCUACGAAGCUACUUCGAUGGCACCAUGGAGUCAGACUUCACAACGUGGGGUUGGAACGACGAGACCCCUACACUUACCUGGAAAACGUGUACCUUUGACAAGUUCGAACGGGCUUUCAGUGCGCUGGGUAUGAACUGGGCGUCGGACAAAACAGGAGGUGACAACCGGUGCUUUAGCAUUACACACUACGAUGGGCCUGCGAUAGAGAGAAAGCCCAAUGGACAACUCCCCUAUCCUGGCCAGCAGUACUAUAAGGUCCAUGGUCUGAGACACAGGGCGACUGGCGCCGUUGCACUUAUCGGCGUGAACAAUGUCGCUGGGGCAAUUCACUUCAUGAACCGCAAAAGCCCCUUGGAAGCCGCCAAAGAAUUGUGGGGCGUCGAGCAGAUUCCUCGGAUUCAGCUGCCGCUUCUAGGUGCCAGUUCCGACAUUGCAUGGGCAUUCUGGAACCGCGCCAUGGCGGGAAACCUGCAGAAUAUCAAUAAGUUCUUCUCGAUGAACAUAGAGAACCCAACCACGCAACUCCUCAUCGAGAGAGCCGUUGGGACGAUGGACGAAUUGCCGUGGCCGGGCAAAACAUUCCGUGCAGAUGAUGAGCGGUUUUACGCGCUCUUAGGUUCCCCCAACUCACUGGGUGCUGCCUGGUUUCUCAUCCAGCACAAGCGCCAGUUGGGUGGGAAUAAAAUCAUCACUAGCAUCACCGUGUUCCAUGGCGAAGGGAAGGAAGAUCCGACUAUGCUUCUCGAGGUUGGAUAUGGGCCA
Molecule: messenger RNA, 846 nt
Organism: Dothidotthia symphoricarpi CBS 119687
Lineage: Eukaryota; Fungi; Ascomycota; Dothideomycetes; Pleosporales; Dothidotthiaceae
Exons: 3
Source: RefSeq, a predicted model, not a curated record